This is a messenger RNA of Guyanagaster necrorhizus, 809 nucleotides long. RefSeq lists its product as uncharacterized. The transcript has 3 exons. Gene Ontology annotation, molecular function: protein binding. The record is from RefSeq and is a predicted model, not a curated record. NCBI's taxonomy places the organism in Eukaryota, Fungi, Basidiomycota, Agaricomycetes, Agaricales, Physalacriaceae. The coding region runs from base 214 to 795 and encodes 193 amino acids.
CUGACAAUGACGCACUUCCGAAUACUUUCCCCGCCCCACUUUCCGAACGAUUUCAUAGUGAUCCUGAGAGCCCCAUUGGACCUGAAGAUUGUCUGUGAACAUAUUCGUGCCAUGAAGGGCCAAGCUUCGCAUUGACAUCGGUAUAUACUCGAGCAACCGAUUUGGUCGAUGAACGACCCAUUAAGAUGACGGAGAAAGAAGGCAGGUGAGCUGAUGCGUUGCAGCAAUGAGGUCGGUCCUCGGAUAUUCCCACGACAUGUUUAUGUGAUGACCCCUCCCCAUUGGCCCAAAGAUAUAGUCUACCUGACCUCACCCAAAUACCAUGCUUCGGUAUCGCUGGGUGCAAGGAAAUUCAUGGAGCCUAGCCCAGUAAAAAAGGGAGCAUGGGCCAAGUCGUCGGCUGUGGCUAUUCGUCGCAUUUCUAGGCCCGAGCAUCCGGCUUUCGGACAACUGGGACUGUUUGCUGCAAAGAAGAUAGCUCCAAAGACACAUAUUGUUGACUAUAUUGGAGAAAUACACUGUGAAAAUCGGCUGGACUCGGACUACGACCUGUGUCUGCAUCGAUUUGAAGACGGGAGCUGCAUUGGGGUCGACGCGGGCAAGAUGGGCAACGAGGCGCGAUUUGUUAAUGAUUUUCGGGGAAUAAAGGAUAAACCGAAUGCAGUAUUCGUGGACAGGCGGAGUGAAUUGGGGGACCUGCGGAUGGGAAUUUGGUCUUCGCACGAGGGCAUCAAAAAGGGCGAGGAAAUUGUUGUAUCAUAUGGAAAAGCAUGGUGGCACGCCCGAACAAAAUGACGGCGACUUGGAAA